AUGACUGAUGACGUAUAACAGAGACGACCGCUUUUCCUAUGAUAAUACGAUAUUGUUUUUAAGCGCACACGCCGACGUCGCCGACGCGUAUUUGUACGUGAAUUUUUUUUUUUUUUGUCGUAUCUCUCCGCUGUUAACCCCUAACUCGUCACACAGUCCGUCACCCGGUUAUCGGGCGCCCCUACAUCGGCCGAUAGCGCGACCGCGAUGCGUAUGACCCGUCGUCGUCGUCCGUCCGUCGUCGUCGUCGUCGCUGCCGUCGUCGCCGCCGUCGCUGCCGCUGCCGUUGUCGUGUAGUAGUGUGUACUAACCGCUUCGGGCAAGGAGUUUCGCGCGCCCCGUCGACACCGCCUCAACAGACGCCGCCGCCGCAGCCACGCUCCCGGAAACUCCGCCGUCUUCCGAUGUGUCGCCGUCCCCGGUCCGCACCAUCCAACUGAUGCGCGUCCAUCGCUUCUCGAAAACGAUGAUCCGUUCCCGUUGAAAACUUCGUCGGACUUCACUGCUGUUGCUACAAGGCGUUUUAAGUGUCUAAUUAUCAAUGAGUAAUCAGCUGGUCGACUCAUGUUUGUUGGUGAACAGAAGGGUGGAGAAGCUUCAAGAGCAAAGCUUCACUUGCACUGAGAUUACACAGAGAGCUCAGUCAGACCUCUCUCAAAAUAAUUCAUACCCAAAUGACGUCACAUAUUCAAACAACGGCCUUCAAGAAAAUCAUUCAUCUAAUUCAUCUGCUCAAUGUAGUGAAAAACCUGUAUUAGUAUCCCAAACAAAGAAACAUCAAACAACACAACAAGUUACAACUGUGACAAAAGUUGUCCGAGAAGUUCAUCAUAUGAUUCCUAAUGGUCAUUCAUUAGAUUACAUCCCUUAUACAUUAGGAGUGUCAUCUUCGUCAACUUCAUCAACUCAACCAAAUAAUCCUGCUCAUAUGUCAGAAUCUGGACAUUAUAAUAAUGACUACCAGAAUUACAAUCCAGGUUGUCAGGAUUAUGACCAUUAUGUUGGCGUACAUCCUGGACUUUCGUAUUACAGUUCCAACAAUAUACCUGGACAGCAAGGUGCUAAAAUAGAUGGAAAUGCCUACCAUGUAUAUGACACAGGAUCAUCCCCUAACCAACUGGGGCAUGAAUAUAAUGAAACGAUACCCACACCACCAAGUCCUAGUGCGUGCAGUGAAUCUCCUCCACCACAACAGCUCAUGGCUCAAGAAUACAUGAGAAAAGGAUUACCAUAUCCUCCUUCUGGCUAUGAAGAACUUGAUGCUACUCAAUUGCAUCCAAAUCAUGAUCAUUAUCAUCGAAUAACACCAUCACCAGGCGAUUGUUAUGAUCAAAUGAGUGGAUCAUGGAAUAUGGAUGAAUGUGGAGAUCAAAUGGGUCAAGGUCUUAGAUGGAGAGAUCCUAAUUUGCCUGAAGUUAUAACAUUCUUGGCUAACCCAAAUAAUUUAAUUAAAGCAAAUGCUGCUGCUUAUUUACAACAUUUAUGUUACAUGGACGAUCCAAACAAACAAAAAACUAGAACAUUAGGUGGAAUACAGGCUUUAGCAAAGCUCUUGAAUCAUGAUUGCCCAGAUGUUUACAGAAAUGCGUGUGGGGCUCUUAGAAAUUUAUCAUAUGGAAGACAAAAUGAUGAAAAUAAACGAGCCAUUAAAGAUGCUGGUGGAAUACCAUUAUUAAUCAAUUUAUUACAUAAAUCUGCUGAUGCAGAAGUUAAAGAACUCGUUACAGGGGUUUUAUGGAAUUUAUCAUCAUGUGAAGAUUUGAAAAAAUCAAUCAUUGAUGAUGGCCUUUCGACUAUUGUGAAUCAUAUUUUACUACCUCAUUCAGGGUGGAGUCCUACUGUUUGUAGUGAUAUCUGUUGGUCCACUGUAUUUAGAAAUACUUCUGGUGUAUUAAGGAAUAUAAGUUCAGCUGGUGAAUAUGCACGAAAAAAGUUACGUGAAUGUGAACAUUUAAUUGAUUCGCUUCUUUAUGUUAUUUCAACUGCUAUUGAAAAGUCAAAUAUUGGAAAUAAAAGUGUUGAAAAUUGUGUAUGCAUAUUAAGGAACUUAUCAUAUAGGUGUCAAGAAGUUGAAGAUCCAAAUUAUGAUAAACACCCUUUACCAACUCAAAGUAGAGUUGGUCCUCAACCAAAAGCAGAAAACUUGGGGUGUUUUGGAGCUAGUAAAAAGAAAAAAGAUAUCCAAGUGGUUUCACCCAAAGAAAACCCUAGUAGUCGUAUAAUUCCUAGAUCAGAACCAGCUAAAGGAAUGGAGCUUUUGUGGCAACCAGAAGUGGUUCAAUCAUAUUUAGCGUUGCUUCAGAGCUGUUCAAAUCCAGAAACUCUUGAAGCUGCUGCUGGUGCAAUUCAGAAUUUAGCUGCGUGUUAUUGGCAGCCUAGUAUUGAAAUUAGAGCUGCAGUUCGGAAAGAAAAAGGUCUCCCUAUUCUUGUCGAGCUCUUACGAAUGGAAGUUGAUCGUGUAGUAUGUGCUGUAGCCACGGCUUUAAGGAAUUUAGCUAUUGAUCAAAGAAAUAAAGAACUUAUUGGCAAGUAUGCAAUGAGAGACUUAGUGCAAAAAUUACCAUCAGGAAAUGCUCAACAUGAUCAAGGAACUUCAGAUGAUACUAUAGCAGCAGUUUUAGCUACACUGAAUGAAGUCAUUAAGAAAAAUGCUGAAUUUGCUAGGUCAUUAUUGGAUUCAAGUGGAGUAGAAAGAUUAAUGAAUAUAAUCAGACAGCGUCAGAAGUAUACAUCAAGAGUUUUGAAAUUUGCCAGCCAAGUUUUAUUUGCUAUGUGGCAACAUCAAGAGUUGAGAGAUGCAUAUAAAAAACACGGUUGGAGAGAACAAGACUUCGUUACAAAAACUAUUGCAGCUAGAAAUGCAGCAGGUGGAGUAAAUUCACCAAAUAAUGCAAACAGUACACUGAAUCGCCCAAUGGCGAGUCAAGGUGGAACUCGGUAUGAAGAUCGUACAAUUCAAAGACAAAAUCCAAAUCUUUCACAGAUAAAUCAUUCACUGUCAAACUCUAAUUCAAAUUCUACUUACCAGGCUAAUGAAGAUAUUCCAUUAGCUGAUAUGCCAUAUCCUGAAGUGUCUAAUCAUACUCCUCCAGCUGGUGGAGUAUUAAUAUAUCCUCCUGGACAUCCAUUGAGACCAGGUGAACCACUUUAUGCUCAAGUUAACCGCGAGAAAAAGAAAAAUAAACAAUAUGACCCAUCUUGUUCAAUGGGUGAAAUGUGGAACUAUAAUGAACAAGCGCAACCAAAAGUAUCAUCUGUUGAUGUAUCCACUGCUCAAGGUGGUGAUUCAUGGGUAUAAUAACCAUUUGGCUGACUUUUUAUGCAUUUUUUUUUUUUAGUAUCUUAAAUAUACAUUGUAAGUAUUUGUUAUUAUGACGAGGUGAUAUUAUUA
Molecule: messenger RNA, 3391 nt
Organism: Melanaphis sacchari
Lineage: Eukaryota; Metazoa; Arthropoda; Insecta; Hemiptera; Aphididae
Gene: p120ctn
Product: catenin delta-2
Exons: 18
Coding region: 542-3298 (918 amino acids)
Biological process (GO): cell-cell junction assembly; cell-cell adhesion
Cellular component (GO): adherens junction; plasma membrane; nucleus
Molecular function (GO): cadherin binding
Source: RefSeq, a predicted model, not a curated record